AUGAGUGCCGCGAGAUCUUCAGAGUGCGUUUUCUGCUUCUUUACGCGGACCUCUCGCCCUAAAUCUCUUCCUCGCCGCCAGUUUCAUACCUCUCCUGUAGCUCAGAAACGCAAACCCAAAUUUCCAAGUGUCAAAGCAGACUUCAAGCAGCUGGACCUCAACGAAAGAGCAAAGGAGUUCCCAUCUGCAAAAGAUGCUCCGGAACAUUACUCCCCCGAGCAACGUGCAGCCAUCCAGGCCGCUCAGAAGCUCAUCGACUUCGCAAAGCUGGAGAAACAGACGGGCAUGCGGACAGACCCGUGGAAACUGAAAUACUACGAUGAGUUGACCAAGAUUGAUCCUGUGGUCGACAAGCCGGUUCGGGCACCGAUGGGCAAUAUCGACGACAACGCAAGGCUCAAGACCGACGAGGAAAUUGAAGCCGACUUCGUCAAGUUCAUGAACGAAAUCCCAGACCCCAAACACGAGAACGAUUACGAUCAGGAAUUGUGGGAUAAGUUCGACAAGAACUUACGCCUCACUGUUGGACGCGAAGAGGCAGAAAGAAACCCACCCACAGCUCUGGCUCCCGACCUGCCUAAAGUUGCAGAGCCCAAACCACCGCAGCGGAAAAAAUCCAAAGAUGGAGAAGGUGAAACUGAGAGAAGCGACCAACGCGUCGUCUCCCCUGCUCUGCUCCAGCUCAUGCAGAUGACUGGAUACAGCCAGAGAGAAAUAGCUCGGCUGCGGGUCAAGACCGUCGUCAGCCAUCGAGUGGUGAACCAGACGAGAUUGGGCAAAAUCCAGAAGAUAUACUGUCUGAGUGUGGCUGGGAAUGGCCAAGGGCUGAUUGGUAUCGGAGAGGGGAAAUCCGGCGAAGACGCUCAAGCUAUUCUUCAGAGUCAGUAUCGCGCCAUCCGGAAUAUGACGCCCAUUCUACGAUACGAAGAUCGAACCAUUUAUGGUGAUCUGAGUGCCAAAGUCAGCGCCACGGAGCUGGAGUUGUAUGCAAGACCCCCAGGCUUCGGACUCCGGUGUCAACAAUACAUCUGGGAGAUUUGCAGAUGCGCGGGCAUACACGAUCUCGCUGCUCGAGUGACACGAUCUCGAAACCCCAUGAACACGGUGAAAGCAACCGUGCAGGCUCUGCUGAGCCAGAAGCAUCCAGAGGAAAUAGCGAGAGCAAGGGGCAAAAAGUUGGUUGACGUCCGAAAGGUGUAUUAUGCGGGACAAACGUGA
This is a messenger RNA of Cladophialophora yegresii CBS 114405, 1218 nucleotides long. Its product is annotated as small subunit ribosomal protein S5. Gene Ontology annotation, molecular function: RNA binding; structural constituent of ribosome. Bases 1 to 1218 code for a protein of 405 amino acids. Gene Ontology annotation, cellular component: ribosome. The record is from RefSeq and is a predicted model, not a curated record. NCBI's taxonomy places the organism in Eukaryota, Fungi, Ascomycota, Eurotiomycetes, Chaetothyriales, Herpotrichiellaceae. The transcript is spliced from 2 exons. Gene Ontology annotation, biological process: translation.